Diaporthe citri is the source of this 1092-nucleotide messenger RNA. RefSeq lists its product as uncharacterized. The record is from RefSeq and is a predicted model, not a curated record. The coding region runs from base 1 to 1092 and encodes 363 amino acids. Gene Ontology annotation, molecular function: protein kinase activity. Lineage: Eukaryota; Fungi; Ascomycota; Sordariomycetes; Diaporthales; Diaporthaceae. Gene Ontology annotation, biological process: protein phosphorylation. The transcript has 3 exons.
AUGGCCGGCCCGGUCCGCCAGCCCAUCGACGUGGCCGCCCUCGAGGCCUACAUCGCGCGGUCGGUGCCCGACAUCGCGCCGCCCCUGGACGUCAGGCAGUUCGGCUACGGCCAGAGCAACCCAACCUACCUGCUCACCUCCAAGCCCACCGGCAAACGCUUCGUCCUGCGCAAGAAGCCACCCGGGAAGCUGGUCUCCAAGACGGCCCACAAGGUCGAGCGCGAGUACCGCAUCAUCCAUGCCCUGCGCGACACCGACGUCCCCGCCCCGAGGGCAUACGUCCUGUGCGAGGAUGCCGCCGUCAUCGGCACCCCCUUCUACAUCAUGGAGUUCCUCGACGGCCGCAUCAUCGAGGACCCGGUUAUCCCCGGUGUCUCGGCCCACGACCGCUCCGAGAUGUGGAGCGACGCCAUCCGCACCCUGGCCAAGCUUCACAAGGUCGCCACCUGGAGGACCAUCUGCGAGGCCCAGGCCCGGGUCACCGACGUCGACACGGGCGUCGAGGUCGGUGACCUGCCGCACUUUGCCGACAUGACGCGCUUCUUCGAGGACGCCGCCAGGCAGCCCAGGGACAGGGGCACGCUGAUCCACGGCGACUACAAGAUCGACAACCUCGUCUUCCACAAGACAGAGCCGAGGGUCGUGGGUAUUCUAGACUGGGAGAUGUCCACUAUAGGCCACCCCCUCUCUGACCUCGCAAACGCCCUGAUGCCCUUCUCGUCCGCCCACACGGCACAGGGGCCGCCCGAGACCAGGAUCCCGCACGCCCACGCCGCCUUCCUGCCCGGCGCCACCCCGGGGCUCCCGACGCCCGACCAGCUCGCCUCCAUCUACGCCACCGCGGCCGGGCUGGGCAGCGGCAGGUGGGACGGCAUGGAGCAGGAGCUCAAGUGGACCCAGGCCUUUGCCACCUUCCGCCUCAGCGCCAUCUGCCAGGGCAUCGCCGCCCGCGCCGCCGUCAGGCAGGCCACCAGCGCAAAGGCCCAGGAGCACGGCAACGCGAGGGGCCCCGUCGCAGAGCUCGCCUGGGCCCUGGUCCAGGAGUCGGACGAGGAGCAGGCCAGGGCAAAGGGCCCAAAGGCACGGAUCUAG